Molecule: messenger RNA, 887 nt
Organism: Trifolium pratense (red clover)
Lineage: Eukaryota; Viridiplantae; Streptophyta; Magnoliopsida; Fabales; Fabaceae
Exons: 4
Coding region: 151-780 (209 amino acids)
Biological process (GO): aromatic amino acid biosynthetic process
Molecular function (GO): 3-dehydroquinate synthase activity; oxidoreductase activity
Source: RefSeq, a predicted model, not a curated record
UAAUUGCAAAUUUUGUCCACAACAUUUGCAUUUUACUAAUCAAUCCAUUUUUUGGUAGUGGGGAACAAAAUCAGUGUUGAUAGUAGGUUAGCAUUUGGAGCAAACAAGAAGGUUAUUGAGGCAGAAGUUGCAAGAAAGAAACAAGAGUAUAUGCAAAAUGAGGAGCUUGCUCACAUUUUUGAACUUUAUAGAUCAAUGCAGGUUAGAUUUAAUAUAGAAAUAGCUAUUGGAUCUUCACCAAAGGCUGUUGCAUUAAAAUCAGCCACAAAGCUAAAGGCUACUUGGUUGAUACUAGACAGGAAAAUGAAGAAUGAUGAGGAAUACUUCCUUAAGAAGCUUUAUUGUGGCAUAUCAAGAAUAAGGAGUUACGACAGAAUUGUAUGUAUAAGAGGACCGAUUGAUACGCCUCAACAAAAAAGAUCAUAUAGAAGCUCUGAAACAUAUGCAGACAGUAGUAUACCAGCAUAUGACUUUUCAACUGACCUAGAGUUUUUCACCAUUGACAUUUUCUCCAAUAGUAAUGUAAACUAUGAGAUGUAUCAAGAUCAAGGACAGAGACAAAAGAUUCACCUUAAAGAAAAUAGGCACAAUGAGCAAGAGAGGGUCCUAAAACAGAAACAUGAGUUCAAAGAGAACAAUAGCAAAAUGCAAGAAUAUGAAAGCUUAAGCACAAAUGUUUAUCAAAAAAGUGAAAGAUACUUAUAUUCUGGUGGAGCUAGGAACUUUUUUCUUGGAGGAGCUAAAAAAUAUACAGUAUGUGAACAAUUUUUUAAAUUUUGAGUAAUUUUCACAUAUAUUAAAUUAAUUUCAAGCAUUAUAUAUAUCCUCACUUUAGGGGAAAAGGCAUUAAUAUUGAUGUUGUUGUAUGCUUCUAUGGAUCAUUUACA